Molecule: messenger RNA, 4515 nt
Organism: Cottoperca gobio
Lineage: Eukaryota; Metazoa; Chordata; Actinopteri; Perciformes; Bovichtidae
Gene: gucy1a2
Product: guanylate cyclase 1, soluble, alpha 2
Exons: 9
Coding region: 998-3421 (807 amino acids)
Biological process (GO): cGMP biosynthetic process; response to oxygen levels
Cellular component (GO): guanylate cyclase complex, soluble
Molecular function (GO): heme binding; guanylate cyclase activity
Source: RefSeq, a predicted model, not a curated record
GUGCGUGCUGUUGGCUGAACGCGCGCUCUCUCGCUCUGUCCGUGUUCCCCAUCUCGCGCACCUCCACUCUAGACACCUCUUUGCCCGUACUCCGAGCCACGACCAAAAGACACAAGACGAACCUAAAACUAAGAGCAGCGGGGAAGGAAUAUUAUAAGUGAAAGAUGGAAGAAUGAUGAGAGGACAGUUAGCAGACGGACAGAAGAACCGCUGUCGCAGAGGACACGAAGGAGGAGGAGGAGGAGGAGGAGGAGGAGGAGGAGAGAGAGGAAAGCAGUCACAUCUGCCGUGACUUUGGGGAUUUCUCUGGCAAAGUAGGGAGAAAAAAAGGGGAGACGCCACAUUCUUAGGAUGCCAAAAAUGCACCGUGCGUGAGAGGAAUAAUUAACAUGUGUCGGAAUUACCGUGCUGGACCAACGUGUCGAUUUUGGCAACCUUUUGUCGCGAGUCAACGGUCCACUGUAUGUAAGUUGACGGCUAAAAACGCCUUUUAAACAAAUAAAAUACUGUUGCUAGGGGUUAUCUAUUUUUUUAUUUGAAGCAUCCUUUGGAGAGUGUUUGGCCUCCCAGGGACAUUUGUUUUGGGGGUAAAGGAGGACGGUUUUUAAGAAGCGAGACCCCCACCUUCUCCUCCCCCUUACAUAAAUGUUUGCGUGCCGUUAGUGCUCUCGUUCUCGGUCGACCCCCUCUCCCUCUCCCUCUGAAUAGGUUGCUGAGUCCCACACGCAGAUAUACGCAUCUCAUAUGCACACAUAGGCACAGACACACCUGGACAUUAUCUCACGCGCACGCAAACACACAUAUGCAUACGUAAUUAUAUAGACAGACCUUACCUCCCCCCCCCCUCCCCUCACCCAACCAACCCUCUCACCCACCACUAUCUGAUGACUCCCCGGCGUAGAGGUGGACGUGGUACAGAACCGACUGUAGCAUCAUCAUCCUCAACACUACCACUGUCCUCAACACCAUCCUCCUCUUCGUCUUCCUCACUACCACCAUGUCCUCGUCGUCGCGCAAGAUCUCAUCCGAGUCGUUCAGUAGCUCGGUGGGCUCAGACUGCGGGCUCGAAAGCCCCGGGGGAGACGGAGGGGACGGCGGUUUGGAGCCGGCGGAGGAGAGCCGAGGCUGCCCCUUCUCCUCCUUCCACUCGUCCCACAGAGCGGUGCUCUGGAACGGCCGCAGCCCCGCCGAGAGGUCGGCGUGCCCGGCGGGCGAGCAGCAGCAAGGACCAGGUGGACUUCACAAGAGGGUCACCAGGAGGAGACGGGUGAACUUGGACUCGCUGGGGGAGAGCCUGAGGCGACUGACCUCACCCACGACACAGACUGUUCAGGAGGCUCUUCAGCGAACACUACAUUUCUACAGACAACAAGAGAUCAGGUGUCAGCAAGUUGGCAGUGAGGAGAAGCGAAAAGAAAGGAGGGAUGAGAAAUGCCCAUUUCUAGAAAAUUCUGGUUCCGAAGAAGAUGUCCUACAAAUCCUUCAGUACAUGGCCACCAUACUGGGUGUACCGUUCUGUGAGCUGCGAGAGCAUUUCGGAGAAGAGUUCUUUGGCCUCUGCUUUGAAGAAAAUGAACGAGUGCUUCGUGCUGUAGGCGGCAACCUCCAGGACUUCUUCAAUGGCUUUGAUGCCAUUUUAGAACACAUUCGCACCUCCACGGGGCGCCGUGCCUCAUCUGAGAGCCCCUCCUUCCAGUGCAAGGAUCCCUAUGAAGAGGAGAGAGGGAGAAGAAAAUUGGAAAUAGGUGGAGAGCUAGGAGAAGGAGAUGGAAGAGGGAAGGUGUUGCUUCUUCAUUGUUUCAACCCUGCCCCCGUUGUUGGAUUGGUCAUGCCGGGGUUUAUCAGAGCUGUUGCCAGACGGAUCUUUUAUUCAGAAGUUGAGGUGGAAGAGGUGCCACCUCUAACUCCCUUAUUGCCCAACGAAGAUACAGAACACACAGACGGUGACUCUGCAACCGCCACCCCGACUGCAUCCCCCACCGCUUCACCCUCCUCUUCCCCGUCCCCUCCCUCUCCUUUCCAAACCUCUGUUCCCACAGUUUGCUUGUCCUUCCAAAUCCAGGAGAGAUGCCCUCCUUCCCUCUCCUCCCUCCCAAAUGCUGCCUCUGUGAGCACUAAACGCCCCCUCCUCUCAUUCUCCACCAACCCCAGUGAUCUGCGCAUUAGCUUGGCCACGUUUUGCCGUGCCUUUCCAUUUCACCUUGUCCUGGGGCCUCGCAUGGAGCUACUGCAACUUGGAGAAGGAUUGAGGAAACAGGCUCGCAUUGAGCUUCACCGGUGCCUCUCCUUCAGGGACUGUUUUGAGAUUGUCUCACCCAAGAUGGAGCCUUCGUUCCAGCGCAUCCUGCUGAGGCUCGCAUCCCCAUUUACCAUCCGCACCAGGCCUGAUACCACACAGUCUGACACCAAGGAGAAGGUCAUGGAGUUGAAGGGUCAGAUGAUCCAUGUGCCCGAGUCCUGCUCCCUGAUGUUUCUGGGCUCGCCACGUGUUGAUAAAUUGGAGGAGCUGAUGGGCAGGGGUCUCCACUUGUCAGAUAUCCCCAUCCAUGAUGCCACACGGGAUGUUAUCCUGGUGGGCGAGCAGACCAAGGCCCAGGAUGGCCUGAAGAAGAGAAUGGACAAACUUAAGGCCACAUUAGAGCGGACUCACCAGGCACUGGAGGAGGAAAAGAGGAGAACCGUGGAUCUCCUUUAUUCCAUAUUUCCAGGUGAUGUGGCUCAGAAACUGUGGCAGGGUCAGCCAGUGCCCGCUCGCAAAUUUGAUGAUGUCACCAUGCUGUUCUCAGACAUCGUGGGUUUUACCGCUGUGUGUGCCCAGUGUACACCUAUGCAGGUCAUCUCCAUGCUGAACGAGCUUUACACACGCUUCGACUACCAGUGUGGCAUUCUGGAUGUUUAUAAGAUCGAGACAAUAGGCGAUGCCUACUGUGUGGCAGGAGGACUUCACAAGAAGGUUGAUAGUCAUGCGAAGCCAAUUGCACACAUGGCUCUGAAGAUGAUGGAGCUUUCAGAGGAAGUGCUGACACCUGAUGGGAAACCUAUCAAGCUAAGGAUAGGUAUCCACACCGGUUCGGUGUUGGCCGGCGUGGUCGGGGUUAAAAUGCCACGUUAUUGCCUGUUUGGGAACAAUGUGACACUGGCCAGCAAGUUUGAAUCGGGGAGCCAUCCGAGGUGCAUCAAUGUUAGUCCCACAACUUAUCAGUUGCUGAAAGAUGACCGCUCUUUUUCAUUUGUCCCUCGCUCACGGCUGGAGCUCCCAGAUAACUUUCCCAAAGAGAUCCCGGGGACAUGUUACUUCCUGGAGGCGGGAACAUCUCACAGCCAUGCCUCGUUGACCAGCUCUCGUUCCGCUCCCCCGGCCUCUAUGAGGAAAGUCUCCUACAGCAUUGGGACCAUGUUUCUAAGAGAAACAAGUCUGUAGGUCCCGUACACAGACAAGGAUACACAGAUAUUCAUUGUGUGAGAGGCUGGAUUUGAACUUGUGGAACAUGCAGGAAACGGAUCACAUGGAUCUUUAGAUAUGCAACUGCAUUCUGUGAAAACUUGGAUACAGACCCUUUGGCUGGCCUAUAUGAAUAAAACUUAAGAAAUCAUAGGUUAAAAAGAACAACAUGCCCUCAUCUCCCCUGAGCAAGGGAUAUAUGGUUCAGAAAACUUGAGAAACAGCAACUGUGAUAGUCUCACAUGGACCAUUCCCCAAGGAAGUGCACAGAUGGGUUCAAUUAGCAGAGAAACCUUAAUAUAAAAUAUAAUAAUCUAGCUGAAUUCCUCAACUCCAUAACUGGUUUCUAGUUCUCUCCUAACCGGCACCCUGACUGAGAGGAGCAGCGAGAAGGACAAGAGGUUUUGGUGCGAUGAAGUCUCAACUGCCACUCUGGAGCUUGUUGGUUUGCCUUAAACUUAGAGGCAAAGGCAGCAGCCAUUUUUUAGCUGUUAUGUUACCUGGAGAGAGACCAUUUAUUUGACCAGUGUUGUACUCGUUAGCAUUGGAAUUGCGCAAACAGAACAAAUCCAAUUUCCAUUAGCAGAGUGGAGGCAGAAGAUUGAAGUUUUAUGAACUUUUAGAAGAUGGCAACAUUGUCACAAAUGUUUGCUGUGCUUCAUGGCCUCUUGUACAACGAAGAACAUUACUGAAGAACAAUACAACUCUCAUUCUAAUUGUCCCUUAACCAUGUCAUGCUUUACCAAACAUACUUCUAACAUCUGCUGCUCGUUAUAUCCAUCCAACAAGGACAAGUUAGGUCGGUGUGGGGAGAGACCAAUGAGAGGCACAGACAAGGAAAAGGGGUCAUCAGAGGACAAAUGCCAAAAAUGCUCGUACUAAACUGAUCUAAGAGCCUUUUCUGCUUCCAACACACAGCAAAUUAUAACCAACAACCAUCCAGCCAUUUCAUUGCAGGUAAUAUGUUUAGGACUGAAAAUUAUUCCCAGCUCAGUGCCUUUUUUACUGCUCAAAUCAGGACAAAUACUUGAUGGGUUAAUUUUAAAUAUUUGAAAAAAACAGCAACACAAGAG